Molecule: messenger RNA, 1263 nt
Organism: Aspergillus vadensis CBS 113365
Lineage: Eukaryota; Fungi; Ascomycota; Eurotiomycetes; Eurotiales; Aspergillaceae
Product: FAD-binding oxidoreductase
Exons: 5
Coding region: 1-1263 (420 amino acids)
Molecular function (GO): FAD binding; oxidoreductase activity
Source: RefSeq, a predicted model, not a curated record
AUGACCGGCUCCGCACAAGUAACAGCCCUGGAGGCCUUUCUCCUCUCACACCCCAGCAUUGGCUACAUCCCGCCCACCUCCCCCGAGUAUGUGCUCACAGCCAGCCGGGGGUGGAUCGCCGGCAUCAACGCCCGUCCGCUGGCCAUCGUGCAGCCCCAGUCUGCCGCAGAUGUUGCAGCGGUCGUCAAAUUCACCAAGUCCAAUGCCGUACCCUUUACCGUUCGCUCGGGCGGCCACAAUCUCGAGGGUCACUCCAUUGUAGAUGGCGCCCUCCUCAUCAACCUGCGCGCCUUGACGACCGUUACUAUCGCCCAGGAUCAUCAAUCAGCUACAGUCCAGGAAGAUAUUCUUCAGGAAGGAGAAGCUGGACACUCCGACCGGUUCUAUCCCUACCAUCAGAUAUGUCAGCUGGGCCAUAUACUGGGAGCCACGGUGGUGGAUACUAAUAAGAAGAUCAUUAUUACUGAUGAGUUUCUCCUGCAUGGUAUCCGUGGUGCAGGGGGCAUCUUCGGCAUCAUUGUUGAUGUUACUAUCAAGGUUUAUCCACUUACAAAGUUCCUCGCUGGUGCUAUCAUCUUUGACUCGACUGAUAUAGCCCAAAUAAUCAUCACCUUCAAUGCCGCCUACGAGGACUUUCUCAGCACAGAGGGCCUUCCUCCCUUAGUGACCCUGCAGCAGGCCGCCCUCAACAGUCCUCAUGGUCGCAAAAUCUCCUCCCUCGCCCCUCUUCUCAUUAGCACCGUCGACCCUACAACUAUCCCGGACUGGUUCACCAGUAAUGGUGCCCUCGUCCCAGAAGCUGUCUAUGGCUCCCUCCAGACGCAUAACGUCCGGUGCAUCACCCCGGCCGUGGCGGAAGUGAUUGGGCGGAAUGUGGCAUUGAUGCCGUCGGAUCCGGGCACGAUGCUCUCAAUCCAUCAGCUGCGGGGACAGUCUGCUGGUGAAGACGUAAGCAAACUCGAGCAUUCCGUGUUUGCAACGAGGGAGCCUCAUUAUAUGCUUGAGAUUCUCGGAUGUGCUACGGAUGUGCAAAAUGCGGGCACAUCUGAGGAGUGGGCGGUUCAGACGGCAAAGGAGGUUGCGCAGGUCGACGAGGGGAAUGUUCUGUCCACGGCGUAUGUGUCUUUGAUGAGAUUGGCGAGUAUGAAGCCAGAUGAGGCGGUCAAAAAGGCUUUUGGUACCAAUGCGGAUGUGGUGCGUGAGCUGAAGGAGAGGGUUGACCCGCAAAAUGUCUUUGCGUUGGCGCUGCCGGCGUUGAAGUAA